Molecule: messenger RNA, 654 nt
Organism: Sinocyclocheilus rhinocerous
Lineage: Eukaryota; Metazoa; Chordata; Actinopteri; Cypriniformes; Cyprinidae
Product: raftlin-like
Exons: 2
Coding region: 1-654 (217 amino acids)
Source: RefSeq, a predicted model, not a curated record
AUGCACUUUUUCAAGUUUGUUGGUGAUAUAUCGCACCUGUUUAAGAGUGGUAUGUUUGACAUUAAACCGGUGUUCCCCUCUCUCUUUAGCUGGGAGAAGAAUCCGGCCGACUUUGAGCCGUACCAUCUCAAACUGGAGGAAUGCAUGUCUGCAGACCAGAUUCCCACCACGGAGCACAUCCAAGGAUACGUGAAGAAACAGAUCCAGGACGCUGCGGAUCAGGGCAUCAUGUUUGUGGGCUUCAUCCAGGAGCCAGCUGGCCUACGCCCACACGUUCUACGGCACAGAGAACCAGAGGAACCGUCCCUCUCCCUGCACUCCAGCCCCAGCUCGCUGCACGGCUCUGGGCUGACUCCCAGUCCCAGUCCCCUGGAGGAGCCGGAGCUGGGAGACGAGUCCGGAGCAGAGAACGAAGGGAAAAACGGGGGAGGUGAGGCUCUGAGAGAGGACGUGAAAGCUACUGAAGGUGGAGAUGGAGGAGAUGAUCUCUCUGUUGAGACAUCAGCCGUGUUGAAAUCAGGAUCUGGUGAAACACAGCAAGGAGAUACACUGACACACAACAACAACGACACGGCCGAAAUCACAGACACAUCUGAGAAAGCCAGCAGGUUGGCCCUGACUAAGAGUGGUGGGUUGAUCGUCUUUAUCCUUUGA